Moneuplotes crassus is the source of this 2685-nucleotide messenger RNA. The record is from the annotation of a GenBank genome assembly. Lineage: Eukaryota; Ciliophora; Spirotrichea; Euplotida; Euplotidae.
CACGAUAAAUGGAUCCAUCAGUUCCCUUCGGCUUCCUCUCCACAUCCAAAAACCAACAAUAUUUUCCCAAUCCCAGUCUUCCACAACAAGAAACCUCCAAUCUUCCAAAUCCCAUAAUCCAACCAAUUCCAGAUGAUUCUAAUUCAAAUGCUUUGAAUGAACUCCCGGAAAUUGAAAGAAGAGCAAAGAGGUAUCAAGCAGAUACAGAAGAGACUGGAGAUGGACCAGACAUCUUGUGUGUUCACCCUGGAGGGAGAAAAAUAGAAACAAAUAAUUCCCAUUCUCCACUCCUCAGAAAAUCUCAAGAGAGUCAUUUGAACCAUGCAGAUAGAAAUGAAAUCUACAAGAGGAUAAUAAACGGAGAGGUAUUGGUUUGAGAGAUAGAAAGCCUGGAAAAUAAAAAUACACAAAAAAGAGAUACCCAAAAUAUAUACAACAGAAGGAAUUACAAGGAACAUGUUUGUAAAUCAGAAAUUAGACGAUGUAAACCGAAGAAGAAUAAUAGAGUAAUUACUACGAAACCCGUAAAUUCAAAAACAAUUCAAAAGCAUAAAGAAGUAUCCAGUCCAAAUUACUUAGCCAGAAUGAUUCAUAACCAAACAAACUCCGCUAGUAAAACUUCCACUCCGGUCAGCAAAACCCAAAGUACCUCAUUUAAAACACAAAUCUACAACUCAUGUGAUAAAAACUCCCAAAUCACUCCAUCUCUUCAUCCAAACCUAUCCCAGUACCAAAAACAUCUCCCCCACACCUCCAUCCUCACAGACCCUCUCUCCAACAACCAAUCUCCCCACUCUCACUCCCUCAAGUCUUCCCUCCCAGUCUUAAACCCUCCACCCGGCCACCUCCAGACAGCCCCUUCCCCUGCCUCCCAAUCAGCUUCAAAACCCAUUAUUCCCAAAAAGAAACGACUGAAGAGAGAAAUCUCUUCAGGGCUUCAGCCUGGCAAAUUCCAGAAGGAAUUUGCCAGACUGAAGCAGAAGGGAGAUCUCAAGUUCUUGCCGAAGCUUUUGGUCGAUACUCCUUUCUGAGCUGAGAGAGUCAAGUUCAAAGACAGGUAUAACGAAACUGAUCCCAAGUGGGCACAUAGGUUUGUGACUAAAGAGGACUUUUUGAGGAGAGAAGAAAGAAAAAUAGCGGAUAAGAUACUGAGAAAUGCCAAAAUUGUGUAUGAUUAUGUCGAGAAAUCCCCAUUUUAUAAGGAGCUAAGUCAGAAGUAUAUUGAUGAAAAGUUGCUUAUCCAGAGUAAUAAUAAAGAUAAUAGUAUGAAUAAAGCAAGGCUGAAGAUGAGAAGUAUUAAAAGAAAUGCUCUUAGCACAGGCUUCCCUAGUCUUGACAAUAUUUAUACAAGUCUCAAUCCUUAUUAUGUUCUUCAGGGCGAAGAAGAUUCUACUCUAGUGUUUGAGAGUCGAUUUGAGUCAGGAAAUUUACGAAAAGUUGCUCAAUUAAGCGAAUUUGAAUAUGAACUUUAUCUAAGAAAUGAUUAUAACUCCCAGAACUACACUCAAUGGUAUUUUUUCAAAUGAACAAACAUUAAAGCAGGGGUUAAGUAUACUUUCCAUCUAAAGAAUUUUCAAAAGCCAGAUUCUCUCUACAACCAAGGAAUGAAACCUCUGGUCUAUUCUACCAAAAAGGUAGAAGAAGAUGGUAUAGGUUGGUACAGAGGUGGAGAGAAUAUAUGAUAUUACCAGAAUAGCACAAAGAAGAGCUCCUCUGGCUACAUGUUUUCACUCUCAUUUGAAAUAGAAUUUCCUUUCGAUAAUGAUGAGGUUUACCUGUGCCAUUCCUUCCCAUUUACAUACAGAGACUGCAAAGAACACCUUGAAGCCAUCUGUGUUGAUAAUGAAGGACUUGGAAGGGUAAAUAUGAAAUCGAAGAUUAGGAAAACCGAGAUGUGCAAGUCCCUUGCUGGUAACAGCCUGGACUUGGUCAUUAUCACAAACUUCAACUCCUCAGAGCUUGAUAUUUCCAAAAGAAAAGCUAUUAUAAUCACAGGUCGAGUGCAUCCAGGAGAGUCAAACUCUAGCUUUGUGGUGCAAGGCAUCCUGGACUACCUUGUUAGCGAUAACGAAGCCGCUAAACAAUUAAGAAAUAAGUACGUAUUCAAGAUAAUCCCAAUGCUAAAUCCAGAUGGAGUGAUUCUUGGAAACUACAGGUGCUCUCUCAGUGGGCAGGACCUCAACCGUCAAUGGAUAGGCCCGACUUCAAGGAUGUUCCCUGAAAUUUACAAUACUAAACUGAUGUUCAAGAAGACCCUGGAAAGUAGACAAAUCUUCUUAUACAUUGACUGUCAUGGCCAUUCUAGAAAAUAAGAAUAUCUUCAUGUAUGGGUGAAAAUCUAACGACCAAACUGACAAAACAAUGAAGGUUUUCCCAUAUAUGAUGUCAGAAAGCAACGGAUCAUUCUCCUUCGAUGACUGUAAUUUCAACGUCCAAAAGGACCGAGAAUCAACCGGAAGAGUCGUCGUUAACCGUGAAUACAGCGUGAAAAAUAGUUUUACCCUAGAGGCUUCUUUCUUCGGCCCAGAUAUAGGCAAAUACAAAGGAUGUCAUUUCACUCCAGCUCAUCUUCGUAAUGUCGGAAAGUCCUUCUGAAUAGCUCUCAACGAGUCUAGCACAGCAGAUGUUGUAGACAGUGUGCUUGAAACUCUUAAUAAAAAGAAGACCAAGAAAAAUCUUGAAUAG